AUGUUUUCCUCAUUCAUGGCCGGCGUCAUCAAAGAAUCUCGCAAGGAUCCCGAGCUUCUGGUCAUGCUCCAGAGCUUUGAUGCCUGCACUUAUGGCGGACUUCCACUGGAGGAAACUGAAGCAACUUGGGCUCGGGAGCAGGGAAUCAACCUAGUCGACCUCUUCGCCAGCACAGAGGUCGGCUGUAUGCUGAUGGGUGUGGGGGGGCGACAUGGGAAUUUAUUGCGGACGUGGCCUGGAUCAACAUUUGACAUGCGACCUAUAUCAGUCGUGUCAAAUGGCACUGUCAGCGGAGCGCCCAUCAGCGCUGUUGACGGUGCACCAACUGGGAAGCUCGUGGAACUAGUGGUCCCCAAGCAUGCGCCUGAAUGUCCGCACCCUUCGCUCUGCGACCCAACAACAGGUGACUUCAUUACAGGCGAUGUCUUUCUCGAAGACGGACCCGAUCGUUACGUCUCCAAGGGUCGCAAUGACGAUGGGAUCAAGAUGGAGAUCUCGCUGCGCUGUGAUACGCGCUCCAUUGAGAACAACGCACUUAAGACGUGUGGCAAGGAUCUCCUCAGCGCCGCGGUUGUCGUUGGAGCUGCCAGACCUUCACCCGCCCUUUUUGUCGAGGCCAAACGAACUGAGGGCCACGAUGGAUUGCAGGCUGAGAUUUUGCGUCGAAUUACGCCCUUCCAUGAGCGCAGAUAUAAACACGAGCGUAUCCUCGACUCGCGACUUAUUGUCGUCGUGCCCAAUGGUACACUACCGAGAACUGCAAAGGGUAGUAUACAAAGGAAACUGGUCGAGAGAAAGUUUAAAGAAGACUUGGACAGGAUUUAUUCAGAAGUGUACCCUAGGAAUCAAACUUGA
This is a messenger RNA of Fusarium tjaetaba, 855 nucleotides long. Its product is annotated as acetyl synthetase. Bases 1 to 855 code for a protein of 284 amino acids. Lineage: Eukaryota; Fungi; Ascomycota; Sordariomycetes; Hypocreales; Nectriaceae. The record is from RefSeq and is a predicted model, not a curated record. The transcript has a single exon.